CCCCGCACCUGGGCCCGCCCCGUAAAGGAGGGGGGGAGUCGGAAGCGGCCGUGCUGUGCCGUGCGGUACUGUGCCGUACCGUGCGGUGCGGCGGGAACAUGCCCCGGGGUAGCGGCGGUGGCUGGGCGCCCUGAGCGGCGCCAUGCGGGGCCGGCUGCUGGCGCGGCUGCGGCGGCGGCGGCUGCUGCGGCGGCUGCUGCUGGCCAUGGGCGCCCUGGCCCUGGGGCUUUGGGCCGCCUACCUGGAGCUGGUGGCGGUGGACGGCGGCGGGGCUCCUCCGGACCGCAGGUACGAAAGCUGGAGAGAGCUGGCAAAGGCUCUGGCAGACAUUAAUGUCCCAGGUGGGGACCCAAGCCACCUGCAGAAGGUGGGACACCAGAACCAAGAGCUGCGAAGAGGUGGGAGGAAUAAAUUGAAUUAUGCAGCUGUGGACAACCCUGUUCCGUGGAGGCCAGAGUUCCAGGGCCAGGCCAAUCUGCAUGUGUUUGAGGACUGGUGCGGCAGCUCCACUGAUCAGCUCCGGAAAAACCUCCACUUCCCCCUCUUCCCCCACACGCGAACUACACUGAAGAAGCUGGCUGUGUCCCCAAAAUGGACCAACUAUGGUCUCCGGAUAUUUGGCUACCUCCAUCCUUUCACUGAUGGGGAGUUUCAGUUUGCCAUUUCUGCGGAUGACAAUGCUGAGUUCUGGCUGAGUCCAGAUGAAAAGACCUCUGGUCUCCAGCUGCUGGCCAGUGUAGGCAAGACAGGGAAGGAGUGGACCGCGCCAGGGGAGUUUGGGAAAUUUUACAGCCAGCAGUCAAAGAUGGUGAGGUUGUCAGCUACAGGCAGGUACUAUUUUGAGGUGCUGCACAAGCAGGAUGACAGAGGAACAGACCAUGUGGAAGUAGCGUGGAGACUGAAUGACCCAGAAGCGAAGUUCAAAGUCAUUGACUCCCAAUACCUCUCCCUUUUUGCUAAUGAGACGCUGUUAAAGAUGGAUGAGGUUGGGCACAUCCCACAGACGUUGGCCAGCCAUCCGAGCCGGCCUGCUGACAAUGCAGGCAGCAGGGCACACCCCGCUGACAUGCUCAAGCCUGAUCCCCGGGACACUCUUUACAAAGUGCCUCUGCUCAGCAAGUCUCGUGUGCGCCGAGCCUUACCAGAUUGCCAGUACAAGCCCAGCUACCUGGUGAAUGGAUUCCCUCUGCAGCGCUACCAGGGACUCCAGUUUGUUCAUUUAUCCUUUGUUUACCCAAAUGAUUACAGCCGCCUGAGCCACAUGGAGAAAGACAACAAAUGUUUCUAUCAGGAGAACCCUCAUUACUUGGAAAGAUUUGGAUUCUACAAGUACAUGAAAAUGGAUCGGCCAGAGAAGAGCUUGGACUCUGGAGAAAAGACAGAGCAACCAGGCUCCCAGGAGGGGAAUCCGGAUGACCUGCAGUAUGUGGAGCAGGAUCUGGAGAGUACUAGCCCCCCUGAGCACCCCAGCAUGGGGAGGGCAGAGCUGGCAGGCAACACUCCCAGCAGCAUGGUUGGCAGUGAUAAUGUCCCUGAGGACUAUUCCCUCCGGGAGCAUCGUCGUCUCCUCUCGGUGAUGGGUGAUGAUGUAGGAAUGGGGCCACAGAGGAAGAGGUCCAAGAGGUCUGGUGUUAAAUCAGCCACAGUGGCCCCUGCCAACCAAAGCCAGGCUGGCCUAGAGCAGAACCCAAUAAUGAAGAGACUCCGUUUAAAAGCUGGUGUCAAAGACAACUCCAGGAGUCCUCCGCAGCACACCAGGGCUGUCCAAGGAAGAGCACCAGUCAAAACGGCAAACCCUCCUUUCAGGACCAUGUCUCAAAAGCAGCAGCAGCCUCUUGGUCACCUCAGGGACUCAGGGGUGACAAUUCCCAAAGAGGUGAGACCUCGAGGAGACCUCAGCACUGCUAAGGAUGGGCUGAAGUCAGCAGUCACCAUGCCAGCCAGGAGAGGAGGCCCAAUCUCUGGCAGAGCUGGCAGACAUGCUGUGAGUGCUGGGCUGCCUCAGUGGCUGAACCAAGUGGAGUCCAACAUUGCUGAGCAAAACAUGGCCAAUGAUGGGGUCAUGGGCAAGGAAGAGGCACAGGUGGCAUCUCCUGUGAAGGGCAAGUCUGGACCUGUGGCAGCAGAAGAGGAAGAGGAAGAGGUAGAUGGGGAGCCAGAGGAGGAAGAUGAGGAAGAUUUUGAUUACGUACCAGUGUUUGACCAGGCAGUGAACUGGGAGCAGACCUUCAGCAUGAGCAACCUGGACUUCCAUAUGCUGCGCACAGACUGGAUUGACCUGAAAUGCAACACGUCAGGGAACUUGCUGCUAAGAGAAAGUGAGGCCCUGGAAGUCACACGGGUCUUCCUGAAGAAACUCAAUCAGAGAAGUAAAGGGCGGUUCCAGCUGCAGCGUAUCAUGAAUGUGGAGAAACGCCAGGACCGCAUGCGAGGCAGCCGCUACCUGCUGGAACUGGAGCUGCUGGAGCAGGGAGAGCGGCUCGUCCGCUUCUCCGAGUAUGUCUUUGCACAGGGCUGGCAGGGCGCUGGCAGGGAUGAGGAGGAGGAGAGGAAGAUGAGGAACCUGGCGUGGGGUCGCCAGCGGCACCUGAUGUCUGUGGUGAAUGAGCCAGAGCUGUGCUGGCCCCAGGGCUUUUCCUGGAACCACCGUGCUGUGGUUCACUUCGUGGUGCCAGUGAAAAACCAGGCACGCUGGGUGCUGCAGUUCAUCUCUGACAUGGAAGAGCUGUUCCGAGUCACUAAGGAUCCGUACUUCAACAUCAUCAUCACGGACUACAGCAGCGACGACAUGGAUGUAGAGAAGGCUCUGAAAAGGUCUACCUUGCACAGCUAUCAGUACUUGAAGCUGACGGGAAAUUUUGAGCGUUCUGCUGGGCUACAGGCAGGGAUAGACCUUGUGACGGACCCACAUAGCAUCAUUUUCCUUUGCGACCUCCACAUCCACUUCCCAGCUGGAGUCAUUGAUUCAAUACGGAAGCACUGUGUGGAAGGCAAGAUGGCCUUCGCGCCCAUGGUCAUGAGGCUGCACUGCGGCAUGUCCCCACAGUGGCCUGACGGCUACUGGGAGGUGAAUGGGUUUGGUCUCCUGGGCAUAUACAAGUCUGACCUGGACAAGAUUGGAGGCAUGAACACAAAAGAGUUUCGGGACCGCUGGGGAGGAGAGGACUGGGAACUCCUGGACAGGAUCUUGCAGGCCGGGCUGGAAGUGGAGCGUCUCUCUCUGAGAAACUUUUUCCACUGGUUUCACUCAAAGCGAGGCAUGUGGAACCGGCGCCAGCUGAAGACACUGUAGCCUUCAACCCCAAAGCUGCCCGGAAGCGCCAUCCACCAUCUCGUCUCGACAUGCACUUCAUCGAGGCAACACAGCCGAGCGCACAAACUCUUCCUCUGCCUCCAGAGCCCUCUGAUGGGAUGGCACAGCUGAGGAAGGGAUGGUCAGGCUGGGGAAGCGGGAGCUUCUCCUGUGAGCCAUUGCAUCCAAGAUGUAGGAUCUGUGUCUUAAGAAGGCGUGCGGGGGAGAUGUCACUGAGGGAAAGACUUGUAUGUCCUGCUGUGCAGUCUGGCGGAUGGUGCAGUGGGAGAGGUGCCAUAUUUCCUGUUGAGUCUUGGCGUGAUGCAAAACAAACACCAAUCCCAGCUAAGCCUAUAAUGGUUUAUUUAUAGUGACACAGUUUCUCUUUCAAUACUUGAAGGAAAAAGAAAAGAGGAAAAAAAAACAACAACCCUCCUCAUCUCUCCUCCUUCCCCAUGUCUUCAGCAUCCAUGCCUUUGGACAGAGAACCAAAGUAAGUUCUCUGAACUGUUUUGUGUCCACAUGCCCAUGUGCUGACCCAAGGCAAUCUGGAGGUGGAGGAGCUGAUAAGCACUUUAGGCUGCUGGUGCUUAGGCGUUUCUCUGUGCUUUUCACUUUAGUCAUUAUGAAAACUUGUGCUCAUAUUCAGCAAAUUAUGGGCCAUGGAUGGAGAUGCAAGUACACCUCCCAUAUGAAAGCCACGUUUGCCUGCAGCUGGGUGAGGUGGCAGGGGUUGAUGUUCAAACUCCACCUAAAUUAUUGAUCCACUGCCUGAGGGUAGUGGAGGGGUUACACAGAGAAACUAGCAGGGCAUCUCAGGAGGAACUUCGCAGCCUUAUCUGACAGACGUGUGUUUGUCCUAACAAUAUCAGGGAAACCCUAGCAGGGAAGAAGUGGCAAUAUUUUAUUAGUUGAAAUAUUGUGAUUUUGUCUGAAAAAGAGGAGACAGAGUAUUCUGCUCUCUAAAUCCUGUACAGUUAUGCAGCAUUGUUUAAUAAGUUAUGGCCUCAUGGUUAUGUCUUGUCAUAGUUUGACUUUUAUGUAGAGACCACGUUUCUUGGCUGAAGAACCAGCACAGUUGUUGGUACUUCAUCUCUGAAACAUCCCUGGGAGCUCUGGACCGGUACAGAGGAGGUGGCCUCUGGUCAUGGCACUUGCAAUGGGUGCAAAGAACAGUGAGGACAGAAGAGGGUUAAAUGAAUAAAAGGAUGGGCAGACCCAUGCUGGUGUUGAUGGAGGAACUGUGGGAAGAGUCCCUGUCUGCAGCCAGCCUGACACUACAGGGAAUUCUUAGCCCUUAAAACUCCCAUUAAUGCAAGGCAAGAUAUUUUUAUCCCUGUAACCAUUUUACAGGACUAUAGAAACCCAGAAAUCCCAGCACACUUGGUGCUCUGCGCUGGAGAUUUGUUGUCCCCGUACCCUGCUGAAAGGACUGCUACUGCUCUCAAGCUUCAGAGGAGAGCUUGACGUAGGAUGCUACUCACAGCACCCAGCUCUGUGGGGAGCUGUUGAGAAGUGAGUAAUGCAGGUAUGCAGGAGACAAUGCAAUGCUGACAUGGUACUAGAGUUGUUUGCUUUUUACGCUGGUGGAGUGGAUGCAAAUUCAGAAUAGGCAUUCAUUUAUUAUUAAUUCCCUGGUGCUUGACAAGUCCAUCAAGUUCCACUGUUGCAGUAGAAAACAGAACAUGCAAGUUCCGGCACGUGAGAUAGAAAUCUUGUCAAAUCAUCUGCUUGCCACCAUCUGUGUCUUGCGGGUGAUGGAGUCAGAAAAAGUCAACCAGAUUUGAGAAAGUUUUGCUGUGCAGUGUGCAGUUCUGGUGAGAAGCAGAUGAGAAACGGCUGUGUCUCUGAGUUCACAGAACCUUUGCCAGAACAGAUACACUGAAUAUCUCAGAAGAUAUUCAGAUAGCCUUCUGCUCAAGCCAGAGCAGUCUUUUUAUUGAGGGAAAGUAUUUUCCCCAUGUAGAGACUUAAGAAAUGAAACACUGUGAUUGGAACAAGAGGGAAGAGGCUGACAACAGUCAACACUUAUUAUUAUUAUUUUUUUAAAUGUUUUAUGGGAGUUUAGGAAGCCAGAGCCAUGUGAUGCAAUCUUGCAAUAAGCUCUGUUUCUGCCUGGAAUGUGCAGUGUCAGUCACGCUCUCGGUGCGUGUCGCAGCCUGUGCUUCACUCAAACGCAGGCAUAGCCCCACGAGUGUGCAGGUGAGCUGCUCCCGAGGCUCCAGGACUGUGCCUCUGCAGCCUGUCCAGGCCGGCUCUGUCACGCAAUCCCUGUGGAAUGGGGAGAGGCUGGCGGGGAGGGUGAGCGCUGGGACGCGACGAGGCAUUAGGAGGACCCAGCCGUUUGGCCCCAUUGGGCGGAGAAUGGCACAAUGCCCAUUUUGUAGAUGGAAAGCUGGUGGAUUUGGUGGCAACCCUUAUGCCAUGCACAGGGAGGAAAGGUUAUUUGUACUGUGUGCUUUCAUGUCUGGCUUACAUGUGGUCUGCAGCACCUGAAGUUAGCAGUGAACAUUCAUCUGCAAACACUGUCAAGAAUUAGGGGCAUCCAGAAGAUAACUCACUUGGCUUGAAUGAUUCUAAAUAAUCCAGCAAAGAGUGGCCUGGGAAGUACAGUGCAGCCCUCUCUCCAGCACUGCCAGCAGAAUUUUAGGAUUUCGCCCCUGUGCAUUAGCUAUGACUGUGCUCCUUCCUUCACACCUUGUAACCCAAGCCAAUGGCAAGCAGAACUGUUUACCUCGCGAGGACUCCUUGGUUGAGAUGUAAGGAGUUAGUGGGUAUCAGUCCAGUUUACUGAUGGCCAGUAUCCCCACUGUCAAAGUUACCAUCACAAAUGUUCUCCGCUUUCUAGCACAGUGUGUAUUUUUAUUUGGUAUUUAAGCAUUGUGUUAGUAAACAUGAUUAGUACUAAUUGGCACUAGUUGGCAGCCUCUGUGGAGGAGCUUGAAGAGAGUCCAUGGGGACAAAAGCUGUCUUCCAGCCUGCAUGCUCAGAGACCGCUGCAGGUUGUAAGGAGAGAAGGGGCUACAUGCUUCCUGGAUCACUGGCCAGCAGCAAAUCUUGCAGGAGUGGUACCAGGCUUUGCUCUGAGGCUGCUGCCCUUCUUCCAAAACAACGUGCAGUUUUUCUCCCCAGAGUCAUGACAACCAGUGACAGAACCCAAAGGAAUGGCAGGAAGAUGUGCCAGGGGAGGUUUAAGUUGGAUAUCAGGAAAAGGUUCUUCCCCCAGAGGGUGGUGGAGCACUGGAACAGGCUCCCCAGGGAGGUGUCACGGCCCCAGCCCUGACAGUGUUCAAGAAGAGACUGGACAAGCCCUGAGAGACAUGGUGUGAACUGUCGGGUUGUCCUGUGAAGGGACAGGAGUUGGACUCGAUGAUCCUUGUGGGUCCCUUCCAACUCAGGACAUUCUCUGAUUCUGUGAUGACUCUAUGAAGAGGGAAGAGCAGGCAGCACAUCAGGAUUAGGUAGUACGGCAGCCAUGCAGUGAAAGGAUGUGGCCAUCCAGGGUAGUGCCCAGGUCACCGUGGUCCCUGAUCAGCAUAGUGUUACACAAUGUGCACUACAGCUGUAAGGAUGGUUCAUCUCUGGAUCUGGCACAGCUGCUGGAGACCAAGAGAGAACCUGGCUUCACCACAGCUUGGAAUCUGACACCCCUGACAGUCAAUCUCAUUUCUAUCACGGGAAAUUUUUUAGGAAGCUGUGUCUGGGUUUGCGGUGAAGUUCACCCCAUGUUUCUGGCCUUCACUUGCAUCCUGGCUGUGUCCUGCCUCAACAGCAGAAGGAAAUUGGUUGCGCCGGAUCUCCUGUGCAUCAGGCAGGUGGGCAGGAGGGAACUGCUCUGGCAGCUCUCUGGCUGGGAACAGCUGAGGAGAUGAUGGGCCAUGCUGCAGAAGAGACCUUCUGUGGGGCAGGAUGUGGCCAGGCUGGAGAACCUGGGCCUCCAAGCGUGGGGUGCAUGGCAAGGGGGUUCUGCCCACAAAUGCCAGCUCCGUCUUGAGGACUGUGAAUUGUAGGGCUGAGGCGUGUUUUGCCAGCCAGUGAAGGGAACAAAGAAGGGCUGGCUUUUAUUCUGAGAGAAAUGUAUUGUGUGAAAGUUACGAUGUGACUUGUUUUGUCAUUGUCUUUAAUGUUCGCCUGGUAUGAACAUCUCACCUCUUUUCAUUGCCUACAAAUGUCUGAAGUUGAUUGUUUUUUAGAUAUUGAUGCCUUGUGUUAAAAAUCUGAAUUGUACCUUUGAAUUAUCUGCCUUAAUGUGGCUCUGUGCCUUCAAGACGACUCCUGGGCCACCUCUCUGUUAGAGCUGGGGGAUAUACUGAUUCUCCCCCACGUUUUAUAAAUACAUCAUCUUGCUACAAGA
Molecule: messenger RNA, 7646 nt
Organism: Columba livia (rock pigeon)
Lineage: Eukaryota; Metazoa; Chordata; Aves; Columbiformes; Columbidae
Gene: B4GALNT3
Product: beta-1,4-N-acetyl-galactosaminyltransferase 3
Exons: 20
Coding region: 143-3292 (1049 amino acids)
Cellular component (GO): Golgi cisterna membrane
Molecular function (GO): acetylgalactosaminyltransferase activity
Source: RefSeq, a predicted model, not a curated record